CCAGCCACGAGCAUCUUGCACCCGCUAGUGCCCGUCCAAGCGCCGCUCAACACGAGAGCUGGAGGCUAUUCGACUGCCCAGACCACCAGCGGCAAUGUCUCCACGACUGUCGAGACCUUCCCGCAGUACGGAGAGGACUCGCUGCCCGGACGCCUCUUUCGUCUCGAGAACACCGCGCUCCUGGCUCAGCCUGACAACAAGCACCAAGACUCAGUGCUGGUCAUGGUGGUGCUGCGAGACGCCCAGUCGUGGGGGGACGGCCGCAGCGCCGAGGACUUUUUCCAGCUCCUGGACAGCUUCGACUACCCCAAGGGCAAAAUCUCCGUCACGCUGCUCGUGUCGUCCAUGAGCGAGUUUUUGCUCAUGAAGACGCACUUCCAGCGGCAAAUCCAGCAAUACGCCCGACUGUCCGUGAUCUUCCGCAACGAUUUCUCGCCCCGCCACGUCGUCACGCGCGAGAACCGACACGAGGACCACCUGCAAGUCAAUCGCCGACGGAUCAUCGCCAGGUACCGUAACUUUGCAGUGCUCUCGACGAUGGAGCCGUGGCACCAGCACGUGCUGUGGCUCGACGCAGACGUCCACAAGAUCCCAAGCGGACUGCUCAAGAAGAUCGUUGACUCCGGCCUCGACAUCGUGGAGCCCAUGUGCGUCCGGAUGAAGGCGAACGGCAAAGACUGGUACGAGUACGACCUCAACGCCUGGGUGGGCAGUCGCAAGGUGCGGCGGUCGAGUCGCGACUCGAGCUUUGUGCCGGGGGAUCUGAACGUGAAGCGGAUGAAGCAGUUCCACGGCGGAAAAGAUACUUUCGUGCCGCUGGACUCGGUGGGUGGCACGAUGCUGUACGUGAAUGUGGACGUCCACCGCCAAGGGGUUCUCUUUCCUGUUCACCACCUCAUCGGCAGCGAGUGGAGCAGCGAGGGCUACGACGGCAUCGAGACGGAGGGACUGUGCUACGUUGCGCACUUCUUGGGCUUCAAGUGCUGGGGGAUGCCCAACGACCUCAUCUACCAC
Messenger RNA from Phytophthora sojae, 1014 nucleotides. RefSeq lists its product as hypothetical. The annotation marks the transcript as partial. The transcript is spliced from 2 exons. NCBI's taxonomy places the organism in Eukaryota, Oomycota, Peronosporomycetes, Peronosporales, Peronosporaceae. The record is from RefSeq and is a predicted model, not a curated record.